AUUCCCUCUCAGUAUAUGGACCUGGAUUUGCGCAACUUUUUAGUUGUCAACCCAAAUAGGAACUACCAGGAUUAUCCUUCAACAAUUCGCCGAAAACCUUUGGUAGGAAAUCCUAUUUCGGCAGAUGAACUAAGAAAAAGAGUUGACGCGCUUGACAAUGCUGUCUACUCACCCAUUAUCGUGAAUGGAACGCUAUUUUUCCUAAGUCUGGAAGAUGAUACUCGUACAGCGAGAUCUUCUCUCAGUCGAGAGGAUGAUGUUCGUGUGGAAGUCGCAUAA
This is a messenger RNA of Strongylus vulgaris, 279 nucleotides long. NCBI's taxonomy places the organism in Eukaryota, Metazoa, Nematoda, Chromadorea, Rhabditida, Strongylidae. The record is from the annotation of a GenBank genome assembly.